CCUGCGGUCAGCUGUGAUGGCUGAGUCUCGGAGGGUUCAGUUGACUACGUUGUCCUGUGAUUAUGGACCUUCGUCCUCUGGCGGACCGGCCUCGGACCAGAAGCCUCCGUCAGGUGACCUGCAGGAGGAGAAAGACGGCGGUUCAGGUGGAGCCGCCGACACCGGCACAGUCCGGCUGGAGGUCGCGUUAUUUGAGGCCGAUGAGAGGAGCUUUCCGGAGUUCAGCUACAGUCAGCUCGUUGACAACAAGAUGAGCAGAUUUAAAGAGGAAGAAAAGAGGGACAACGAUGAGGUUGCUACUAUUUCAAAGAAGUUGGAAAAGAAAUAUGGUGGUAAACCUAAGGAGGACCGCAUUCAGGACUUGAUUGAUAUCGGAUUCGGUUAUGAUGAAGAGGAUUCUUUCAUUGACAACUCUGAGGCUUACGACGAAUUUGUGCCGGCUUCCAUCACAACCAAAUUAGGUGGAUUCUAUGUAAAUAUGGGCAUGCUGCACUUCCGCCCGGCUUCUGAGACUGAGGACCUCGCAACCGAAGAGGAAACACUCGAGCCCUCAGAAAAAAGUAGCGUCAAUGGAGGACGGGGUAAGCCGAAGAGGAAGAAGAAGAAGCGGUGCAGAGAAGGUGGAGCGAUCAUAACAAAUGUGGAUCCCAACUCAAGCAUGUUGUCUGAAAUCGGACCGGACGACGAGAUGAGGAAGAAAAAGAAGAGACAGGCUGCCGGCACAUUGAGCGUCACCAGCAUGUUGAAGAAGUUUCAAAGGGAGAAGGAGAAGGAGCGUCAGAAGAAGGAGAAAGCAAAUCAGAAGAGUGCUGCCAUCAUGGCCGCCAUCACCAUCCCUCUGUGUCCGGCAGACGCCGGCGGGGGCGGAGGGUCGGGGUUGACUGACCCGCUCCUCAGUUUAAUCGGCUCAACCAAUGACCACGCCCUUAUCCAAGCGGCCAACGCGGUGGAUUUCGAUAUCGAUUUAGACUCUUUGUUAGACGUCACCGAACAGACUUCGUCACCUAAUAUGGCGCCACAACCUGCGACUGAGACGCAGCUGUUCAGGUCCAAAGCGGACGAUCCGACCCGGCCUGAUGCCGCCCCUCAAGUCCAACCUCCAAACCCGGAGACCAACUUGCAGCUCAAGCCUCAAUCGGAGCAAAUCCAGCCCUCGUCACAAAGCAGCUCUACCUCAACUCAUCAGUGCGUCCCGCUGCCAGAGGGACUUCCCCCACGACUGGAAGACAGCGUACGAAGACUCAUGGCGGUUGCCAAGACGUCUGAGGGAGAGUCGAAGCUCAAGUUCUUCACUCCGGAAAUCAACUCGGUCCUGCUAGAUAUCGAGGUGCAGUGUCGGGAGCAGGGCGUCCAGCUGCGCUCCAAGGUGUACACGCACCUGUCGUCAUUCCUGCCCUGCAGCAGAGACACGCUCCUCAAACGCGUAAAGAAACUGUUUCUCGCGCACACGGAGGAGCCCCCAGAUGUGGACGAUCCCAUGCAGAAACUGAAGGAGGCCAUCGGCAGAGCUAUGCCCCAGCAGAUGGCGUGUUUCAACCAAAACUGCCAAGUGUAUGAGCAGGUCAAGGCUUUAAAGGCCACAGAGGAGGAGAAAGAAGGGAAGGUGAAUGUUGGCCCAGAGGACAAUGUGGAGGAGAAAGGUGGGAGAAGAGGAGGCGGUCCUAAGAAGUCGUUCAAAUGGAACGAAGAGAUCAGGGGGAGCUUGUGUGAGGUGUUAAAGGUGAGAAUGGAGAGGUAUAAGAAGGAAGGGACAGGGAGUCAGGAGACUGAGCACCACCUGAAGACCAUGUUGGACAAUGAGGUCCAACCGCUCUGGCCAAAGGGGUGGAUGCAAUCCCGGGUGCUGAUCAGGGAGAGCAGGAAAAUGUUGAGCCUCUUUACAUCAUUACCAGUAAAGAGGGCUCGGCCUGAGAAGAAGCAGCCGUCUGUCGGUGGCCCCCGCGCUACGUCGGACGGCUGCAGCGUUCUCCAGGGGCCUCCGCCACUGAGAGGACUCGCCCAAGAGGCAGCCGACGUCAUUAUCGUGAGCUCAAAUAGCAGCAACUCUACGUCGCUCGGCACUGAGAAGAAGGAAGCCGCUGACUUGAAAAGGGUUGAGAGUGCAACGGGCGAGGUGGCAGUGGAUGCUGGUUCCUCUACACUCGCGAAGGCGGACAAACCUCCGGUCGACAUCACAUCUGCUCCAAAUCGGUCACUUCUGGAUCUCCUCGCCGAUCAAGCGCUGGCUCGGGAGCAACCUUUCUCCGUUUCCCAGGAGCUCAUAGCAGCAGCUGUUGCGAAAUACAAACGUUCAGUUCAGCACUGGAGCUUUGGGGUGGACACCAAAAGUCCUCCUUUUCUUUCUCCUCCUCCUCCUCCUCCUCCUCAGUCCAGCCCAGUCGGCUUCCCAAUGAGUGGGGUGUGUCAUGUUGUUUUGCCCAAUUUGCUGCAGGUUGCCAGGCACAUGGAUGCCAGCCAUGUGCAGAUCAUCUCUGAUGACGAGGACAUUACUACCCAAUGACGGUGCAGAUUUACACACGCAGUUUCCUUGGCGUUGGACUGGACACAGGAGUUACGAUACCAGAAUCGGCUGUGGAAAUGAGCUAAUGAGCUAAUAUUAAUUUGUCAAGUUGUGGUUCUCUGCCAAAGAUGUGAUGUCAUGUCCUCUCUGUUUGGAUGAGUGUGUCAUCUGAGAGAAAAGAGUUAAUUCUUGUGGUUUUGACCCAUGAAGGGAGAAGUGGUACGUAUACCAAUGAACUGAGGACUCACUCAUUAUGUUUCUCAUCAAACAGUGAGAAACAUCGGAAGAGUCACCUGUGAUAACGAGCCUUUUGCUGACUUGUAUUUGUGAAUGAUUUACUUUAAAUAAAUAUUAAAAGCUUA
Molecule: messenger RNA, 2862 nt
Organism: Anarrhichthys ocellatus (wolf-eel)
Lineage: Eukaryota; Metazoa; Chordata; Actinopteri; Perciformes; Anarhichadidae
Product: ubinuclein-1-like
Exons: 14
Coding region: 17-2500 (827 amino acids)
Biological process (GO): chromatin organization
Cellular component (GO): nucleus
Source: RefSeq, a predicted model, not a curated record